CAUCGUUGUGGACACAUUUGAGAUCACUCUACAUUGAAGUACUUUGUCCUCCUUUCCCCAAAACGACAUAUAAUAGAGAGGGGCCUGUAUGGCAGGUGUGUUGACAUAAACUCGCACUUUCUCCAGUUUUCUUAUAAACUGAAUUUAAAAUGCCUAGAUCUACACUGGGUUAUUGGAACGUAAGAGGGCUAGCUCAGCCAAUUAGAUUUUUACUACAUUAUGUUGAUGAAGACUUCACGGAUCAACUGUAUGUAAUCGGUCCCGCACCAGAAUACAGCCGGGAAGACUGGAAAAAAGUAGAGAACAAUCUAGGUUUAGAUUUUCCUAAUCUUCCCUACUAUAUUGAUGAUGAUGUAAGAAUAACUCAGAGUAAUACUAUAAUUAGAUAUCUGGGACAUAAAUAUAAUUUGUUGGGUUCAACCCUUAAAGAAAAGAUUACGUGUGAUAUGAUGGUAGAAACGGCCAUGGACUUCAGAAAUAUGUCAGUUUAUGUUUCAUACAAUCCAGACUAUGAAAAUUUAAAGGGAGACUACUUCUCUAACUAUCUUCCCACAACCCUGACUGGAUUCGAAAAAUAUCUUGGUGAUAAACCAUGGUUCGCUGGUGAAAAUAUCACGGUUUGUGAUUUUCCUUUCUAUGAAUUACUGGAUCAGAAUCGUGAAGUGGCGCCGACUUGUUUGGAUAAAUUUCCCAAAUUAAGAGCAUUUUUAAGUCGAUUUGAAUCUUUACCUAGGAAUAAACUUUUCAUGACAACACCUAUGUAUAUGAAGCAUCCAAUCCACAACCCUUAUGCCAAUUUUCUCUAAUGGUGAAUAGACUUUCAUGUAAAAUUUAUCAGGUACAACCAGUGGCGUGCAGAGGUUAGGGGUUACAGAGGGUCAACUCCUUGAUGACAUGCACCCGUCCCCCCCCCCAGGUCCUAAGAAAUCUGAGAAUUAAAGGAUGACAUUUAAUUUAAUAUGUCAAAACAGAUGAAAUAAACUCUUAUUCAAAUUAAUUUAACUUUAUGAUUAUUGUAGCAUUGCCCGUCGGUUGAAUAUGGAAAGCGGUGCCACCAAAUCAUAUUCCACAUCCGACGUGUGACACAUUCCCUGCUACACAUCUAUUGUUAGCCUGUGAUCGUCUAGGUUUGACUCU
Molecule: messenger RNA, 1137 nt
Organism: Patella vulgata (common limpet)
Lineage: Eukaryota; Metazoa; Mollusca; Gastropoda; Patellidae
Product: glutathione S-transferase Mu 4
Exons: 7
Coding region: 150-806 (218 amino acids)
Biological process (GO): glutathione metabolic process
Molecular function (GO): glutathione transferase activity
Source: RefSeq, a predicted model, not a curated record